Messenger RNA from Microstroma glucosiphilum, 837 nucleotides. RefSeq lists its product as hypothetical. The transcript is spliced from 3 exons. NCBI's taxonomy places the organism in Eukaryota, Fungi, Basidiomycota, Exobasidiomycetes, Microstromatales, Microstromataceae. Bases 1 to 582 code for a protein of 193 amino acids. The record is from RefSeq and is a predicted model, not a curated record.
AUGAGCGAACACGGACACCACGAACGAGGCCGAGACGCUGCCAAAGUUCCUACGGGCAGGGGAGGAGCUGGGAACAUGAUUAGAUCCCCUUCUCGAGGACGACCGGCCCCAGAGGCAGGCGAGGUGGCCGCUCAGAAGGCCUACGCUGAGAAGCAUCACACCCUCUUGUCUGGACGAGGAGGCGCUGGUAACCAGCGAAGCCCGAGCAGAGACCCCUUGGACCGAGCUCGAGCCAGGGAGGCCGAGAAGCACGAGAAGGAGCUCCGAGCAGCUGCUAUCCAGCACGACGAACACAACCCCCACGGAACCGGUCGUGGUGGUGCCGGCAACGUCACCAGGGAGCAUUCUGCUGAUGCUCGAGGACGAGAGAACGGCGGGGUAGGAGCAGCGCUUCGCAGUCUCUCCCGAUCACGCUCUCGUGACGCUCGCAACUCGCCUAGACACACCGAUGCUACUGCAGAGCCUAGUCUGGCGUCUGUCGACGAGACAGCCAGCUCCCACACUGAAAGCACGCAACACGAUCAUAAGCAAGGCGUCUUUGGCAAGCUUGCCUCGCACUUGCCUGGUCACCACCAGAAAUGAUGUUUUGAGUAGAAGAAGGGCCUUCUCUUUGAUAUAAGAGAGGCCUCUGGCCGAUUGCCGAUUCCAGCCUCUUGCAAGUCGCAAGCAAGGUUCCCGAUGUAGAGUGCCCCGGCGUAUGCGACCAUUGGUCUUGUUUCGAGUAUCCAUUAUUGUUUUUUUCCGAAGAGGGCACGGUCAGAGGAAGGGGUUGAAGUGAGCAUCAAUAUCUGUCGAGUGCCCUAUGAUACCUCCUUCAAUUUCAUAGUGGAGACCCAG